Messenger RNA from Exophiala aquamarina CBS 119918, 1488 nucleotides. RefSeq lists its product as uncharacterized. The record is from RefSeq and is a predicted model, not a curated record. Bases 1 to 1488 code for a protein of 495 amino acids. Gene Ontology annotation, molecular function: FAD binding. The transcript has 5 exons. NCBI's taxonomy places the organism in Eukaryota, Fungi, Ascomycota, Eurotiomycetes, Chaetothyriales, Herpotrichiellaceae.
AUGGCGCUCUUGGUGGCUGCUGCCGCAACGGUGGCAGUCCUGGUUUAUCCAGACAUAUUGAAAACUGGUGACGGAGGUGAUGGGAGAUUAGAGUACGAGCUGGGCCCUCUCCUCUCCCCCGGAGCGUCAAUAUUUCUACCUGGGACAGCUGAGUUUCGCGACAAGACCACAAGGUGGAUCGACAGCUUGAGCCCUGACAUUGGCGCUGUCGUAGCUGUGGCUACGGAAGAGGAUAUACAGCAGACGGUCCUGUAUUCCAACAGGCACAACCAACCUAUCCUCGCUUUCGGAGGUGGUCAUGGAGCCAUUAGCUCCAUGGAGAAAGUCCACAAUGGCAUCGAGAUCUGGAUGGGCCGGCUGAAUCACGUCAACAUCAACCCCGAUGGAAACUCUGUCACGAUAGGAGGAGGAACAAAAUCCAAGGCAGUCAUUGACCGCUUGUGGGCGGCCGGAAAGCAGACUGUAACGGGUGUCUGUGAGUGCGUCGGAAUCACGGGAGCGAUGCUUGGAGGUGGCCGUGGAACUCUUCAGGGCCAGUACGGCCUCCUGUCUGAUCAGUUGAUCAGUUCUAGACUUGUGUUGGCGAACGGGACAGCAGUCACAGCGUCCAAGGAGGAGAACCCAGACCUUUUCUGGGCGCUGCAAGGCGCUGGACAUAACUUUGGUAUUGUGAUCGAGUUCACAUCCAAGAUAUAUGACGCAAGGGUCAAUAAAACAUGGGUUUUGGAAGAGCUUGUGUUCACAGGCGAUAAGCUAGAGGAAUUGUUCUCGGUUCACAAUCGCCUCAUGGAGUCGCAGCCUCCAGAGCUGGUCCUUUGGUCCUUCCUAAAUCUCAUGCCUGAGAUUGAUCCCGUGAAGCCGGUUAUCCGCUAUAUCAUGCUCUAUGAUGGUCCAGUCUCGGAACAGCGAUCUUACGCGGCACCAAUCCACGAACUAGUGCCUAUAUCAUCGACUAGAGAAGAAAUAUCAUAUGUCGAUAUUCCUUCAAAAACUGGCACAGGUGAGAGUGACCUCUCAUGUCAGAAAGGGGCGGUGGUGCUGCGGUUUCCCAACGACUUACUAGAGAUCAAUGUUUCCGCACUGAGGCAGGCAUAUGAAACAUUCAGCGACAUGUUGGCGCAGGAACAGGCUUUUAUCCACAGUUUCUUCAUGAUCGAAGCUUUCUCCAUGCAGGCCGUGCAUGCCGUGGACAGGGAAAGCACGGCGGUGCCUUAUCGACAUAAUAAAUUACUUCUCUCACCAGCAAUCCACUACUUUCCCAACAAGAGCCUUGACACUACUGCCAAGGAAUGGGGCCAGCGAAUGCGUGACGUGCUCCUGGCCGGAAGUGGGACUUCGGAGUUGCAAGCAUACAUCAAUUAUGCUUAUGGAGAUGAGAGAAUCGAGUCUUGGUAUGGGUACGAGCCGUGGAGGCUGGAGAAACUGCGAAGAUUGAAGAGGGAGUUCGAUCCGCAUGGUAAAUUCAGUUUCUAUGCGCCAAUUGAUUGA